AUAUCUCCGCAUACCAGUCCGACGUCCAGCGUAUAUGGCGUCUUCACUAGAGUCCACAGGGACAGUCGCUAAGAGCAGUCGUAAGCGUCGUCGCAACGACACCAGUCACGACGAAAGUACGAUGACCACUGAAGCGCCGGGCGCACCUUCUACUGCUGCUAUCCCUUCUUCUGCUGCUACUGCCGAUAGCCCAGUGAAGAAGAAGCGGAGGGCCGCUACUGGUACCUCAGCGAAGAAGGAUGAAAAGGUGACUGUUGCCAUUCCGCCUUGGUCAGACAUUCCGGAAUGGAAGACGGACAAAUGUCCUCUUUUAGAGAUGCCUGUAGAGAUACUGGACAGGAUCUUCUCACCCGAGAGCGGUUUACGACUCCAGGACCAUCUGGCCUUGUCGGGCACAUGCCGUGCGAUAAGGAAAGCGUACACUGAGCAAGUCUGGAAGGCCCUCGCCUCAUACAGCACGCAUUACGGCGAGCGAGCCAUCGUGAACCGUAUAUUUUCUACGGCUUGGCUCGCGAGAAACGAGCCUCAGCCUGCGACUGAUGAAGCUCCUGGCCAAGAGUCAUCAUCCCGGGACCAGCAGAGCCCCAAGAAGGGCAAAUCAAAGGCGGUCAUGACGCAUAAAGACCUGGUGGUCCAAAUGGUUAACUAUAGUCAACCGCUGUCCACGACGGAAGCCAAGGCUAAGUAUAAGCUCACUGAUAAGGAGCUUUUGACACUUCCCUUCGGCACGAAGCGGAAUCCGUACAGGCGCAACGGUCCUCCGAUCAGGUCAUUCAAAGAUGCUCGUGUCUAUGCGCUCGCGAUGCGAGUACACGGCGGCCCCUUUGGCCACGAAGCGCACCUGAAGAAGCUUGCCGAGAGGAGUGCCAAGACCAAGGCUACCAAGACGAAGAACGGCACCCUGCCUGUUAAGAAGCCAAAGCCUGACCUCAGCCUGGCGAUGAUGUUCAGCGUGUUCAUGUCGUCGCUGUACAACGACGAAUACGAUACCGAGGACUACGUUUACGACGAUUACUAG
Messenger RNA from Gloeophyllum trabeum ATCC 11539, 1018 nucleotides. RefSeq lists its product as uncharacterized. NCBI's taxonomy places the organism in Eukaryota, Fungi, Basidiomycota, Agaricomycetes, Gloeophyllales, Gloeophyllaceae. Bases 35 to 1018 code for a protein of 327 amino acids. The transcript is spliced from 8 exons. The record is from RefSeq and is a predicted model, not a curated record.